Messenger RNA from Sphaerodactylus townsendi, 1705 nucleotides. RefSeq names its product synaptotagmin 15 (gene SYT15). Gene Ontology annotation, biological process: calcium-ion regulated exocytosis; regulation of calcium ion-dependent exocytosis; regulation of dopamine secretion. Gene Ontology annotation, molecular function: phosphatidylserine binding; calcium-dependent phospholipid binding; calcium ion binding. Lineage: Eukaryota; Metazoa; Chordata; Lepidosauria; Squamata; Sphaerodactylidae. The transcript is spliced from 8 exons. The record is from RefSeq and is a predicted model, not a curated record. The coding region runs from base 253 to 1518 and encodes 421 amino acids.
GCACGAGAGUUCCAGGUGGGGGAAAGUGGCCAGCUGGCGGCUGAGGUCACCAGACAAGCAGAAGUCUUGGUCCGUUGCUCUCACGGUCGGCCUGAAUGCUGGCCAGAGAAGGAGCUGGGGGGAGACAGAACAGCUGCUGAGGUGAACGAAGACACAGAGUUGAAUCCCUGUAGGGGAAAGAUUGAGACAGAGGAUCUAACAGCACAGCUGAAAUAUUGGUAUUGGCUCCAAUCCUAUAUCUCCAGAGAACCCAUGUCUGAACAGGCAGCUGCCGUGGCUGGAGGUGUGGUCGGUGGAAUUCUUUUAUUGGUCCUUAUUGGGAUCGCAGCAUACCUCUUGUGGAAGAAGGUGUACCUGUGGGCUUCCUACGAAGAACUCACCAGCCCUUCCUCCCCUACUGAGAAGCCAGCAGGUCUGUGGGAACCGGCUGUUGCCCAACCACCAUCUUCAGUUCAGUCUCAAAAUUUAAGAACAAGAAGCGUCCCUUUUAUUGUCCCACCAAAAUUUCAUAAGCAAGCUUGGAUCGACAUGACAAGCGGAGAACACAUUCAAGAUGAGAGCGAUGCUUACGUGACCCCCGACUCUGGGCCUCGGUCAUCUUUCCAUUCCUUAGCUGGAGCAUACCUGGUAGGAACCAUCAAUCCAGAGCUGUAUAAAUUCCCGGAGGACAAAAGCGAGGUAGACUUCCCCGAGGGCUGCAUUGGCCGGCUGUGGUUCUCCCUGGAAUACAAGCAAGAGUCGGAGAAGCUCCUCAUCUCCUUGAUCAAAGCCCGGAAGCUGCAGCCGCCUUCCAAUUCCUGCAGCCCCUUUGUGAAAAUCUACCUGCUGCCGGACGAGAGGCGCUAUUUGCAGUCCAAAAUCAAGCGUAAAAAUCUCAACCCGCAGUUCGAUGAGGAUUUCGUUUUCCAGGUCUCCAGCAACACCUUGCACCAGAGGACGCUGAGGUUUUGUGUCUAUCAUGUGGACAAACAAAAGAAGCACGUUCUCUUAGGCCAAGUCAUGUUCCCUCUAAAGAAUGAAACCUUAAGCGAGGACAACAAAGUUGUCAUCUGGAGAGACUUGGAAGCAGAGAACCUGGAGCCUCCUUCGGAACAUGGGGAUAUUCAAUUUUCUCUCAGCUAUAAUGACUACCUGGGCCGUCUCACAGUGGUAGUGCUGAGGGCCAGAGGCUUGAGAUUCCAGAAUGACAGACAGGCUGCCAGUGUGUUUGUCAAAGUGUCACUCAUGAACCAUAAUCAGUUCAUCAAAAGCAAGAGGACUUCCGCUGUCCUGGAAUCCCCCAACCCCUUGUACAACGAGACGUUCAGCUUCAAGAUUGAGCAGAUGGAGCUGGACACGGCGAGUCUGAGUUUGUCUGUCAUCCAGAAUGGCGAGAGGAACGAAACCUGCUCGCUGGGCCGGGUGGUCGUUGGGCCCUUCAUGUACACCCGGGGCAAGGAACUGGAGCACUGGAACGAGAUGAUCAGCAAGCCAAAGGAGCUAGUGAAGAGGUGGCAUGCCCUUGUUUUGAGCACCUGAAGGACCGGUUGUUCCUUGCAAAAUAAAUGCGUUUCUGCCUGUAUUGAAAUCUGGGAGAGAAGACGAUCUACUGUACUAGAGCAGACUCUUGAAGGGUCUGUCAGAUGUCUUCUCCACUGAUGUUCCUAAUGAUGUGGUGGCUUAGUGUCUACGUUAGCUGUGUUGAAUCCUUGGCCUCCCAACUGGA